Messenger RNA from Aegilops tauschii subsp. strangulata, 1563 nucleotides. Its product is annotated as glucomannan 4-beta-mannosyltransferase 9-like. NCBI's taxonomy places the organism in Eukaryota, Viridiplantae, Streptophyta, Magnoliopsida, Poales, Poaceae. Gene Ontology annotation, cellular component: Golgi apparatus. The record is from RefSeq and is a predicted model, not a curated record. Gene Ontology annotation, molecular function: mannan synthase activity.
AUGAGGGUUGUGAGCAUGUUGACAAUGGCUCGUGCGGCGUGGCUGGUGCUGCGGUACACGGUGGUGGUGCCCCUGCUGCAGCUGGCCAUCUACCUCUGCGCCGCCAUGUCCCUCAUGCUCUUUGCCGAACGCCUCUACAUGGGCCUCGUUGUGACCGUGCUCUGGCUCAACCGCCGAUACCGUAACCGUAACCAAAGGAACAAGGGCGACGACAACAAUCUGGAGAGCGAUGACGCAGACCGACCCAUGGUCCUGGUCCAGAUCCCCAUGUUCAACGAGAAGCAGGUGUACCGUGUUUCCAUCGGCGCGGCUUGCGGCCUGUGGUGGCCGGCCGACAAGCUGGUGAUCCAGGUGCUGGACGACUCCACGGACGCCGGCAUCCGGUCCCUGGUGGAGGCCGAGUGCCGACGGUGGGCAGGCAAGGGGGUGCACAUCCGGUACGAGAACCGCAGCAACCGGAGCGGCUACAAGGCGGGCGCCCUGCGGGAGGGCCUGAAGAAGCAGUACGUAAAAGAGUGCGAGUUCGUGGCCGUCUUGGACGCUGACUUCCAGCCGAACGGCGACUUCCUCCGGCACACUGUCCCCGUGCUCCAGGCGGACCCGGCCGUGGCGCUGGUGCAGGCGCGGUGGCGGUUCGUGAACGCGGACGAGUGCAUCCUCACCCGCAUGCAGGAGAUGUCGCUGGACUACCACUUUUCAGUGGAGCAGGAGGUCGGGUCGGCCUGCCAUGGCUUCUUCAGCUUCAACGGCACCGCCGGGGUGUGGCGGGUGCACGCCCUGGCCGACGCGGGGGGCUGGAAGGGCCGCACCACCGUGGAGGAUAUGGACCUGGCCGUCAGGGCGUCCAUGCGGGGCUGGAGGUUCGUCUACGCCGGCGACGUGCAGGUGCGCAGCCAGCUACCCAGCAGCUUCAAGGCGUACCGUUACCAGCAGCACCGGUGGUCGUGUGGGCCGGCAAACCUCAUGCGCAAGAUGUUCUGGGAGAUCGUCGCCAACAGGCAGGUGUCGGCGUGGAAGAAGCUCCACGUGCUCUACGCCUUCUUCUUGGUCAGGAAGGUGGUGGCGCAUCUGGUGACCUUCCUGUUGUACUGCGUCGUCAUCCCCGCCUACGUGCUCGUCGGCGGCCAGGACGUGUGGCUCCCACAGUACGUGCCCAUGUACGUGUCGGCCGUCCUCACCCUGCUCAACGCCGCGUGCACCCCGAGGUCCUGCCACCUGCUCGUCUUCUGGAUCCCCUUCGAGAACGUCAUGUCCAUGCACCGCUCCAAGGCCACCAUCAUCGGGCUCCUCGAGGCCAGCCGCGCAAACGAGUGGGUCGUCACCGAGAAGCUUGGCGGCUCCACGACCUCCACUCCUGCUGCCGCCACCACCACCAUGGCCAAGAAGAAGAAGAAGAAGAAGAGCAGCAGCAGCUUCCUGGCGCCGGAGAUCGUCAUGGGGCUCUUCCUGCUCUACUGCACUCUCUACGACAUGGUCUUCGGCCACGACCACUUGUAUGCCUACCUCCUCAUGCACUCCGCCGCCGCCUUCGUCAUCGGAUUCGGCUACGUCGGCUCCCAAUGA